Messenger RNA from Rhodamnia argentea, 1905 nucleotides. RefSeq names its product calcium-dependent protein kinase 1. Gene Ontology annotation, molecular function: ATP binding; calcium/calmodulin-dependent protein kinase activity; calcium ion binding. The coding region runs from base 92 to 1660 and encodes 522 amino acids. Gene Ontology annotation, cellular component: nucleus; cytoplasm. NCBI's taxonomy places the organism in Eukaryota, Viridiplantae, Streptophyta, Magnoliopsida, Myrtales, Myrtaceae. Gene Ontology annotation, biological process: protein autophosphorylation; peptidyl-serine phosphorylation; intracellular signal transduction. The record is from RefSeq and is a predicted model, not a curated record. The transcript has 9 exons.
CGUUCAGUCAACUCCUCUCUCUCUCUCUCUCUCUCUCUCUCUCUCUGCCUCGUUGACCAGCCUUUGACUCUCUCUCUCUCUCUCUCCACCAAUGGGCAACUGCAACGGCCUCCCCUCCGCCUACGCCCGCCACCGCCCUUCGGGCUCCACCGAUCCCCACGGCGGCUCCUCCGCCCCCGACACCAACGGCCUCAACAUCCGUCCUCCCUCUCCCAGGCCCUCUCGCCCCCCUCAUCCACCCUCCGCCGCUCCCGCCGUCGGCCGCGUCCUCGGCCGGCCGAUGGAGGACGUCCGUGCCACCUACGUCUUCGGCCGCGAGCUCGGCCGCGGCCAAUUCGGCGUGACGUACCUGGCCACGCACAAGGAGACGAAGCAGCAGUUCGCCUGCAAAUCCCUCGCCACUCGCAAGCUCAUCAACAAGGAUGACAUGGAGGACGUUCGUCGCGAGGUCCAGAUCAUGCACCAUUUGACCGGCCACAGGAAUAUAGUGGAAUUGAAAGGUGCUUACGAAGAUAAGCAUUCAGUGAAUUUGGUGAUGGAGUUGUGUGCGGGUGGUGAAUUGUUCGACCGGAUCAUAGCAAAAGGCCAUUACACGGAGCGAGCUGCGGCGAACCUGUGUAGGCAGAUUGUGACGGUGGUGCAUAAUUGUCACACUAUGGGAGUUAUUCACAGAGAUUUGAAGCCUGAGAAUUUCCUUUUUCUGAGUACUGAUGAGAAUUCGCCAUUGAAAGCUACUGAUUUUGGCCUCUCCGUUUUCUUCAAACAAGGUGAUGUAUUUAGAGACCUUGUUGGAAGUGCAUAUUAUGUGGCCCCUGAAGUACUGCGCCGUAACUAUGGUGCUGAGGUGGAUAUAUGGAGUGCUGGUGUGAUCCUUUAUAUCCUGCUUAGCGGUGUCCCUCCUUUCUGGGGAGAAAAUGAGCAGGCCAUAUUCGAUUCCAUUCUACGGGGGCAUAUUGAUUUUGUAUCAGAUCCCUGGCCAUCCAUAUCUAGUAGUGCUAAAGAUCUGGUAAAAAAAAUGCUCCGCGCUGAUCCAAAAGAGCGGCUUUCUGCAGUUGAGGUGCUAAAUCAUCCUUGGAUGAGAGAAGAUGGAGAUGCUUCCGAUAAGCCUUUGGAUAUUGCUGUCUUAACUAGAAUGAAACAAUUCAGGGCAAUGAACAAGCUAAAGAAAGUGGCCUUAAAGGUAAUUGCUGAAAAUCUUUCUGAAGAAGAAAUUAUGGGGUUGAAAGCAAUGUUUAAAACCAUGGACACGGACAAUAGCGGAACAAUUACUUAUGAAGAGUUGAAAGCUGGUCUUCCGAAAUUGGGUACCAAGCUUUCAGAGAGUGAAGUUAAGCAGCUGAUGGAAGCGGCUGAUGUUGAUGGCAAUGGGACGAUUGAUUACAUUGAGUUUAUAACAGCCACUAUGCAUUUGAAUAGAAUGGAAAGGGAGGAUCAUUUAUAUAAGGCAUUUGAAUAUUUUGACAAGGACAAGAGUGGGUAUAUCACAAUGGAGGAGUUGGAGCAUGCACUUAAGAAGUACAAUAUGGGUGAUGAGAAAACAAUUAAGGAGAUCAUUGCUGAAGUCGACAGUGAUCGUGAUGGCAGAAUCAACUAUGAUGAGUUUGUUGCCAUGAUGAGAAAAGGAAAUCCUGAUUUGGCCCCCAAUAGACGUCGGAAAUAGUUGGAUGGCAUAUGAAGAUUUCGGUUGGCCCAAAACAAUGGCGCCAAGCGGAUUGUGGAUUGUGUGACCGUAAUUAUGACUGUCGAGAAUCAAGAUAACAAGCUUUUACAUGCUUUUAGCUACGGAGUCCGCAUUCUUGCUUUCUGAUGUGAUUUGCACGCAAUUCAUCCGUGCCUCUGGUUGCUGCUCCUUUGUUAGUGCGGAAAUACAGGAGAUUACUGGAAAUUUUGUUGACUCAACUUGUA